UAAAGACAAAGAGAUGUGGGCAGUACUACUUUUUUGUUUGGUUCUGUCUUGUUACUAUAUCUGUGUAACUUUGAUGGCCAGUACAGGUAUCUGUCAGCAACAGGGACACUUUACAAUAAAUGGGAUGCACCAGGAUGGAGACUUUGUCAUUGGUGGUUUGUUUGAUGUUCAGACAUACCUAAAAGUAUACCCUGAGAUAAGCUUCAGAACGCAGCCAAAACUACCAAACUGUGAACUCUUCUAUAUGGAAAGCUUCCAGCAAGCACUGACAAUGGUUUUUGCCAUCAGUGAGAUUAAUCACAAUCCCAACUUGCUGCCAAACAUCACACUUGGUUACCAGAUCUAUGACACUUGUUUAAGGCUUAGAGUGGCAUUUCAGGCAGCAACAGCUCUGAUAAGUGGGACAGAGGAGACCAUCUCUGACUUCAACUGUAAAGGCCCACCACCAGUUAUUGGACUCAUAGGUGAUCCAGGAUCUACACAUUCUAUUGCAAUUUCCAGUGUUCUGGGGCUGUUUCGAAUGCCUAUGAUAAGCUACUACGCCACUUGCUCUUGUUUAAGUGACAAGAAAAAGUACCCUUCUUUCUUCAGAACAAUUCCAAGUGAUACCUUCCAAGUGCGGGCUAUAGUUCAGACCUUGAGACAUUUUGGCUGGACCUGGGUUGGUCUGAUCUACAGUAAUAAUGACUAUGGUAUCUACGCUGCUCAGUCCUUCCAUCAAGAAAUGCAGUUGUUUGGACACUGUGUUGCUUUUUCUGAAAUCCUGCCCCAAGAUAACAACCCCAGAGUUAUUGAUCACAUUAUGGGAGUAAUUCAGGCCUCUACAGCUAGAGUAGUGGUUGUUUUUUCUGCUUCAUCCUUAUUGAUUCCUUUGAUGAACAAGGUAGUGUUGCACAACUUAACAAGCAGGCAGUGGAUAGCAAGUGAAGCCUGGGUCACCGCAGCUGUGUUCCGCACACCAUAUUACCAGCCCUUUCUAAAGGGAACAUUGGGCAUUGCUAUUAGGCGUGGAGAAAUCCAGGGUCUUCAUAGUUUUCUGUUACGCCUUCAUCCCAACAGUGACCAAAGAAAUAAUAUAGUGAGAAUAUUCUGGGAGACCAUGUUUGGGUGCAGUUUUGAAACUGGGGAUAAAGAGACAUUUGGGCAACAAAUGAAAAAGGUGUGUACAGGACUGGAGGAUCUGAGCACUGCAAACACACCUUACACUGAUGUUUCAGGAUUGAGGGCAACUUAUAAUGUGUAUAAAGCAGUUUAUGCCCUGGCCCAUGCACUUCAUGACCUGAUGCAGUGUAAAGAGAAGAGAGGACCAUUCAGUGGGAACAGCUGUGCUGACAUAACAGAUCUAAAACCCUGGCAGCUUGUUCACUACCUAAAAAAAGUGAAUUUCACCACAAGCUUUGGGGAUUCUGUAUCAUUUGACAAUAAUGGAGAUGCUCUAGCCAUCUAUGAUGUGUUGAACUGGCAGCCGAGCUCUGAAGAAUCAAUUAAACUUCACAAUAUCGGUGUAGUAAAUGAGGUGGCAACAGAAAUGGUGCUCACACUGAAUAAUGAUGAAAUUUACUGGAACUUUGAGGCACAAAAACCCCCACAGUCUGUGUGCAGUGAGAGCUGUCUCCCAGGCACCAGAAGAGCCAUGAGGAAGGGCCUUCCUGUCUGCUGUUUUGACUGCCUGAUUUGUGGAGAUGGUGAAAUUUCUAACACAACAGAUGCUAUUAAGUGCACAGUUUGUCCAGAUGAAUUUUGGUCCAAUCUAAAUAAGGAUCAAUGUGUUCCUAAAGAAAUUGAUUUUCUAUCAUAUGAGGAUCCUCUGGGCAUCUCGCUGACCACUACUUCCCUGCUGGGAACCUGUUUUUGUGCUCUUGUGAUGAUAAUUUUUACUUUUCACCGUAACACUCCUAUAGUACGUGCCAACAAUUCAGAGCUCAGCUUCCUGCUGCUUUUGUCACUCAAACUGUGUUUCCUGUGUGUGCUGCUGUUCAUUGGUCAGCCCCAGUUGUGGACGUGUCAAUUAAGACAUGCUGUGUUUGGCAUAAGCUUUGUCCUGUGCAUCUCCAGCAUUUUGGUCAAGACUAUGGUGGUAAUAGCUGUGUUCAAAUCCUCUCGGCCUGAGGGCUCAGGAGCAAUGAAAUGGUUUGGAACAGCACAACAAAGAUGCACAGUUCUGGUCCUAACAGCCCUCCAAAUUGUAAUAUGUGCAGUCUGGCUAUCAACUUCUUCUCCAACACCCUAUAAAAAUAACCAGUCUAUCCGCUCUAAAAUAGUCUAUGAAUGUGCCAUUGGCUCAUUGGCUGGGUUUUCUUUGCUGCUGGGAUAUAUAGGAUUGUUGGCAGCAAUAAGCUUCCUACUAGCCUUUCUGGCUAGAAAUCUUCCAGAUAAUUUUAAUGAGGCAAAGUUUAUCACUUUUAGUAUGCUGAUCUUCUGUGCGGUAUGGGUUGCAUUUGUUCCAGCAUAUAUGAGCUCAUCAGGGAAAUAUGCAGUGGCUAUGGAGAUAUUUGCUAUCUUAGCUUCUAGUUUUGGAGUGCUGGUGGCCAUAUUUGCCCCAAAGUGUUACAUAAUCAUUUUACAUCCGGAGAGAAACACUAAAAAAGCCAUCAUGGGAAGAGAAAACAAAAAUAAAUAGUUUUACUUUUUUUGUGACCAAUUAUUCUCCCUCUCUCUCCCAAAGAAAGAGAGACAAAUAGAGAUUAUUCUACAGACACUUACCCAGUAAAGAAUAAGCCAGGUCAAUACAUUUGUUUUUAUUUUUCAUUUUAAUUUCCAGAUUUUGACUGACACACACACACACACACACACACACACACAAAGAAGAUUUACAAAGAGUUUACAAAAUCUUGAUUGCAUCUGUAUUUAGGUUUAAAUACAAGUUGAUAUUGAUAUAGGUACAGUUAUAUUAUUGCAGUUGUUGGUAAAACAGGCAUAUAUGAACAAUAUGAAAAUUAUAUGUGAGAGAGCUCUUUUCUUAGUUUUUUUGGAAAUUAGAAAAAUCCUAGUAUAUUUUAUAGUAUUUACAAACAGAACAAUUACAUUUUAGCAGAUUUCUCUAAAUACAGAUAAAGAAAAUACAUGGUCCACUUUGCUAAAUUCUUGGUUAUAGCACAUGGCAAGUUAUCCAGCUUCCUCUAGUACCCCCAAACACACAACAGGUUUUGAAGUAAACUUUCUGUCUGAUGAGUUGAAAGAGGCGUGUUUGUUUAAAGAGAUUUACAACAUGGUCACUGCUUAGAGAACUCUAAUGCUGUGGUUGAAAACACCCCUAUCCAUAGGUUUGAUGUGACGCCACAUAGUGUUUCAGCCAUCAUUUUGACAAAGCAGUUAAUCUGCUGCGGUGCUGAAAUGAGUUUUGAUAUGUUGUUUCAGUAAACUUAAUUACCUAAAUUUUA
This is a messenger RNA of Danio rerio (zebrafish), 3380 nucleotides long. Lineage: Eukaryota; Metazoa; Chordata; Actinopteri; Cypriniformes; Danionidae. The record is from RefSeq and is a predicted model, not a curated record.